UAAACCUCGAUAGUCGAUAAUAUUCCAGACACUCCAAUCGAGAGAUUUUACGGAUAAUAAACACUUACAAAUAAUCAACAUGGGAUACGGUGGUGGCGGUCGAAGCUAUGGAGGAGGCGGUGGUAGUCGUGGUGGUGGCCGAGGUGGUCGAUACAUAUCCCCCGAGGAGGAGGAUGCGCUUAGACACACCACUUCACUGUAUGUCGGCGGCAUCCCGUACAGAUGGCGCGAGCGUGAGGUCGAAGAUAUGUUCGACCGCUAUGGUCGCAUUGCAUCGCUCACGGUAACGUACGACAGAGAGACUGGGCAGAACAAGGGCUUUGCGUUCGUUACCUUUGAGGACCGUCGCGAUGCCGAGGACGCUUUUGAUGAUUUGCAAGGAGAGAACAUUGACGGGCGUCGUAUUCGGUUGGAUUGGGACGCGGGAUUGCGUAACAAAGCACGCAGUGGCCGAUUUGACGGUGGUGGCCGAGGCGGCGGCAGCAGUAGAAGAGAUGAGCGUCGGCGAUCACGCAGUAGAUCCAGAUCUCGUGGCCGUGGACGUGAUCGCAGACGUUCACCGUCAUACUCGCGAUCUAGAUCGCCAAGGAGGGAUCGCAGCCGCGGCCGCAAGAGUGUCUCCAGAUCUAGGAGCAGAUCCAAGUCCAGAUCUAGAUCUAGAUCCCCAGCCAGGAAGGAUGUCAAAGAGUCGUCCAAGUCGCCUGCGCCCCGUGAGAAGUCCAAGUCGCGUUCACGCUCGAGGUCGCACAGCCGCUCGCGUUCACGCUCACGCUCGCCUGUCAGAGAUUCAAAUGACGCCGAGGACAAGGCGGCGGACGCCGAACUCGCAGACGAGUAGAUACACAAAUAUAAUGUUGAGUGAGGAGCAUAUACAAGAAUAGACUUAUCGUGUGAUGGCUAUUGCGAACAUUUGGUUUAGUCGCCCUUUAGAGAGACUACACGGUUGGGCAUAAUCAAUAAACAUAUCUGAAUGUACCGUUCACAAGGCCUGUGAAGGCAUCCUGGUUGGUGAGCUGGGAGUGUCUGAUAAGAUAGAUGAG
This is a messenger RNA of Sphaeroforma arctica JP610, 1040 nucleotides long. RefSeq lists its product as hypothetical. The transcript is spliced from 7 exons. The record is from RefSeq and is a predicted model, not a curated record. Gene Ontology annotation, molecular function: RNA binding. Bases 80 to 838 code for a protein of 252 amino acids. NCBI's taxonomy places the organism in Eukaryota, Ichthyosporea, Ichthyophonida.